GUGACUGGGGUAAGUGGUUUCCCACUUCCCACUUCCCACCCAUUGGCCAUUACUAUCGCUUUCCUGCUCUCGUCUCUGAGAAUAUUGAGAUGGAAAUCAUGGAUCGGAAUGAUGCCAAGUUUUCCAUAAUUUCCAUCUAAAACCGGGAGUCAUUUUAAAAACCCGUUUGCUGCAAAAAAAAAAAAAAAAAAAAACGGACACCCCCAUUUACCAUAUCCGUACAGCAUCGAGGGUUUCUGAAACUAGAAAAAUUAUUGGAAGAAAAUUUUCUUCGAGUAAAAUCACAGAGACAGCGCAAAAGAAACGAGCAGACGGUGAUGGUGGACAGGUAUUGGCCAUUUUGAUUUGAUUUUGAAUAAAGCGAAGGAAAGGUUGAACGAAGUGGGAAGACACAGCGAGCCAGAUAGAUCACUUAUUAGACAGAGGAAGAGAGACAGAUAAGAGAGGUUUUAGGGUCUCUGAAUUUAUCCAAAAGGAGAGUAACAGACAAAGAACUGUAAAGAUGACGGAGGUCAUCCUCCAUGUCUACGACGUCACCAACAGCGGUUCUGCAAAAACGAAUAAUACCAUUGUUCAGAUUAACAAGAUCUUCAAGGACGGUAUCGGUUUGGGAGGGAUUUUCCACAGCGCUGUCCAGGUUUAUGGAGAUGAGGAAUGGUCAUUUGGUUUCUGUGAACAAGGCAGUGGAGUUUUUAGUUGCCCUUCCAGUAAGAAUCCGAUGUAUACAUAUCGUGAAUGCAUUGUCCUUGGGAAUACUAAUUUUUCAAUAUUCAAGGUAAACCAGAUUCUGCGGGAACUCAGCAGAGAGUGGCCUGGAGAUUCAUAUGACCUGUUAUCAAAAAACUGCAACCACUUCUGUGAUGAGUUCUGUGAAAGGCUUGGUGUGCCAAAACUUCCAGCUUGGGUUAACCGGUUUGCCAAUGCUGGUGAUGCUGCGAUGGAAGUAGCUGGAAACACUGCAUUACGAUUGAGACAAGCCAAGACAGAGAUCGUAUCUGCUAGCAAGGUGGCAUACCGAUUCCUUAUGGGUAUCAAUGCCAAUUCGGCAGUCACUACCGAGUCCCCAAGCAAUUCCAGUAGAGGGAGUCCCAGAUUUCAAUCUACGUGGCUUAAAAGCCUCGUGUCUAUUGGCAACAAGCCAUCGAACUCUGAACUGGAAAACGAGGGUGAAGACACACUUCAGCAAAGGCAACAACCGCAACCCACAGAACCACUACGGCAAAGUUCACGACAAGAUACGUGAGGAUAUAGCUCUUUAGUAGGCAUCAAUGCUGCAAUGUACUAGUCGUCAUUGGAAAUUAUCGAUUGCCAUUUGCCAGUGGCAUAUGCCAUCCAUUCUGGACGCUGUAAAAUUUUAAUUCCUCGUCAAUGAAGUGUUCCGAUUUGAAAUUGUAAACAUAUCAAAAUAUUAGAUACAUGAAAGAUGAUGUCCUGGAUAUCAUAAACAGCGCUUGAUGUAAAUCAAUGAUUUCUCAACAUUUUGGCUUCCCCGCUUUCCUAAAAUAGGUUACUUGGUUAGAAUACAA
Molecule: messenger RNA, 1526 nt
Organism: Nelumbo nucifera (sacred lotus)
Lineage: Eukaryota; Viridiplantae; Streptophyta; Magnoliopsida; Proteales; Nelumbonaceae
Source: RefSeq, a predicted model, not a curated record